AUGGGGAUUCAAUUUUGUACAAACGGCCAUUUAAUUUUAAUUGUAGUUGAAGAUGUUGAAGAAACAAUUGAAUGGCAGAUAAGGAAGAAGCAGAAAGCCGAGAAUGAUUUUAGAAAAAAAAGAGCAGCAGCCACGGAGAUCCAGGCCUGGUGGCGUGGCACUCUCGUGCGCCGGACAUUGCUGCACGCAGCCCUCAGGGCCUGGAUCAUUCAACGCUGGUGGAGGAAGACACUGGUGAGGCUGCUGCUGAAGAAGCGGAGGGCCGCCCUGAUUACCUACGCAAAUAGAGAGAGGGCAGUGGUCAAGCUCCAGUCUUUGGUCCGUAUGUGGCGCAUCCACUGGCGAUACUGCCAGGUGCUCAACGCCAUCUACAUCAUCCAGUGCCACUGGCAAUGCCACAACUGCCAGACCUGUGCUCUCCUCCGGGGCCACUGCGUAGUCACAGCCACUCACCUGCAGUUCCACAUUGAGAUCAUCAACCCCUAA
Messenger RNA from Diceros bicornis minor, 486 nucleotides. RefSeq names its product IQ domain-containing protein F2-like. The transcript is spliced from 3 exons. NCBI's taxonomy places the organism in Eukaryota, Metazoa, Chordata, Mammalia, Perissodactyla, Rhinocerotidae. The record is from RefSeq and is a predicted model, not a curated record. Gene Ontology annotation, molecular function: calmodulin binding. The coding region runs from base 1 to 486 and encodes 161 amino acids.